GUUAAGAUCAUAUUAUGUGUUAUAUGCUUAAAGUAACCUUACGUUGAGAUUGAUGUUGUUUAUUCAAUUUCCAGUGGAAGGCACUUUACUUUUGACAAAGGUGCAAAUUGGGCUUUUUGUUGCCUUUGUACACGAUACCAUUUAUAUGGCGAGAAUCAUCGUACACAUACCCAGCGGUUUUGCUUUGUAUAAUAGCUACGAAACAUGUUCUAUUUAGCAUACAAAUAACGUAUGUUUUUCCCUUAGCAUAACUUUGCACUUCCGUCUCUGGCUAUAUCCAAGGUUUGUCCGAAGGCAUCGGAGCGUCUCAUCAGGACUGCAUUUCGUCGCGAAUUUCCACGCAUUGUAUGGUACAUGCAGCGAUAGUGUACACUAGUCAUUUCAAUGUUGUGAUGGUUGAAGCAAUGAAUAGUGAGGAGGCGGUGUAUCUCCCCCCUAAUUUAAUUUUGCAGAUCAUGAUCGCUUGUAUUGCUUCAUCAUAUUUGGCGUCGCAUCUCUAUUGCAGUUUGAUGAGACAGAAGCAAUAGAGAUGUUCUUCGUCAACCUCCUACAGGCGUUAUAGCAGUCGAGAUUUUCUCAGUCGAUACGCUCCAAGAAACCUAAAUCCUCCCAAAGCGUUGUUUGAAGGCCGAGAUGAUUAAAUUGUCCCGGGAUAUCACUGGGUAUAGUCGAUUUCAA
This is a messenger RNA of Umbelopsis ramanniana AG, 678 nucleotides long. RefSeq lists its product as uncharacterized. Lineage: Eukaryota; Fungi; Mucoromycota; Umbelopsidomycetes; Umbelopsidales; Umbelopsidaceae. The transcript has a single exon. Bases 348 to 527 code for a protein of 59 amino acids. The record is from RefSeq and is a predicted model, not a curated record.